Erpetoichthys calabaricus (reedfish) is the source of this 1686-nucleotide messenger RNA. RefSeq names its product ATPase, H+ transporting, lysosomal, V1 subunit B, member a (gene atp6v1b2a). The record is from RefSeq and is a predicted model, not a curated record. The coding region runs from base 126 to 1640 and encodes 504 amino acids. Gene Ontology annotation, biological process: proton transmembrane transport; ATP metabolic process. Gene Ontology annotation, cellular component: proton-transporting V-type ATPase, V1 domain. Gene Ontology annotation, molecular function: ATP binding; proton-transporting ATPase activity, rotational mechanism. NCBI's taxonomy places the organism in Eukaryota, Metazoa, Chordata, Cladistia, Polypteriformes, Polypteridae. The transcript is spliced from 14 exons.
CCUGCGCGUGCUCGCUUCCGGUAUUGAGUUUCGUACUUGUGGUUGUUGCUGUCUUCCCUGCUGGACUUUUGAUAGCUGCCUCUGGUCUCGUGUUGUAUUGGAGCAGUUGAUUUAACAGCGCAGCGAUGGCGACGAUGGUGGACAACAGAAGCAUUGACCCUCUGAACGGGCCAGACGCCGCGGCAAGGCAACACGCACAGGCAGUCAGCAGAAACUACCUUUCACAGCCGAGGCUAACCUAUUCUACUGUAUCAGGGGUGAAUGGGCCUCUUGUAAUUUUGGACCAUGUUAAGUUCCCAAAAUAUGCCGAGAUAGUGCGCCUCACGCUUCCUGAUGGUACCAAACGGAGUGGGCAGGUGCUAGAAGUCAGUGGGAACAAAGCCGUUGUCCAGGUUUUCGAAGGGACAUCUGGAAUUGAUGCAAAAAAAACAGCUUGUGAGUUUACAGGUGACAUUCUUCGCACACCAGUUUCUGAGGACAUGCUGGGUCGUAUUUUCAAUGGUUCUGGGAAGCCCAUUGAUAGAGGGCCUAUUGUACUUGCCGAAGAUUAUCUGGAUAUAAUGGGCCAACCAAUCAACCCACAGUGUCGUAUCUACCCAGAGGAGAUGAUUCAAACUGGCAUAUCCGCUAUUGAUGGAAUGAACAGCAUCGCUAGAGGCCAAAAAAUUCCCAUUUUUUCAGCUGCUGGACUACCCCACAAUGAGAUUGCUGCCCAAAUAUGUCGUCAGGCUGGCUUGGUCAAGAAAUCUAAAGAUGUCACUGACUACAGCACAGACAACUUUGCCAUUGUGUUUGCAGCAAUGGGUGUCAACAUGGAAACUGCUCGUUUUUUUAAAUCUGACUUUGAGGAGAAUGGGUCCAUGGAUAAUGUCUGUCUGUUUCUAAACCUUGCAAAUGACCCCACCAUUGAACGCAUUAUUACACCACGUCUUGCUCUGACCACAGCAGAGUAUCUGGCUUACCAGUGUGAAAAGCACGUAUUGGUUAUUUUGACUGAUAUGAGUUCUUAUGCUGAGGCCUUAAGAGAGGUUUCCGCAGCUCGAGAAGAAGUGCCUGGUCGCCGAGGUUUUCCAGGUUACAUGUAUACUGACUUAGCCACUAUUUAUGAGAGAGCUGGACGAAUAGAAGGAAGAGGUGGCUCCAUUACUCAGAUUCCCAUACUGACAAUGCCAAAUGAUGAUAUCACCCAUCCAAUUCCUGACCUGACUGGAUACAUCACUGAAGGACAAGUUUACGUUGACAGGCAGCUACAUAACCGACAGAUAUAUCCCCCUAUCAAUGUACUUCCAUCACUUUCUCGACUGAUGAAGUCUGCUAUUGGAGAAGGGAUGACUCGCAAAGAUCAUUCUGAUGUCUCUAACCAACUGUAUGCAUGUUAUGCCAUCGGUAAAGAUGUCCAAGCUAUGAAGGCAGUGGUGGGAGAGGAGGCCCUGACACCAGAUGAUCUCCUUUACUUAGAGUUUUUACAGAAGUUUGAAAGAAACUUUAUUGCCCAGGGUGCCUACGACAACAGAACAGUUUAUGAAACCUUAGACAUUGGUUGGCAGCUACUUCGAAUUUUCCCCAGAGAGAUGCUCAAGCGUAUCCCACAAAGCACUAUUGCCGAAUUUUAUCCAAGGGAUUCAGCCACUCGGCUUUGAAAGAGGAGACAAAUGGGUAUUUGCUGAAAGAGAAAAUGGCAAUAAU